Molecule: messenger RNA, 1895 nt
Organism: Doryrhamphus excisus (bluestripe pipefish)
Lineage: Eukaryota; Metazoa; Chordata; Actinopteri; Syngnathiformes; Syngnathidae
Source: RefSeq, a predicted model, not a curated record
GGUUCAACCAACUCUGGAGUCUAACCCUGAACUCUGAGUUGAUCUACUCUGAGACAGGAAACUCUGAGUUACGGGUUUCAGAACAGGUGAUUUCAAUUGGUUCAAUCAACACAGAGUUUGUUCACUCUGAGUUAAGCGCGUGCACCACGACUUUAAAAAGCCCUGAUCAAUGGAGCCCCGUUCCCUCGAUUCACCAUGGCAACGAGUGAUAAGAAAAGAUCGUCAUAUUUCAGUCCUCUGGAACUGGAUAUAUUAAUGCGGUCAUACGGCGAAUUUGAAAGCAACACGGCUGCAGCAGCGAAAGAACGCGAGUCGGCGUGGGAGAAGAUUACUGCUCGAGUCAAUGCAUGUAAUCCCACCGGCGAAAAAAGAACGUGGAAGCAGCUGAAGAUGAAAUAUAAAAACAUUGUUCAAACAGCCAACAGAAAGCGGGCAUCUGCCCGCAAAACUGGCGGAGGACCACCCCCACCACGUCUGACCGAGGCAGAGGAGCAGGCCAUGAGUCAGACUGUCGGGAGGCCAGUCGCAGAGGGGAUCCCUGGAGGAACCUCAUCCUCGGACAUGAUUACACAGGAGCCACCAGCCUUGAUAAGAUAUUCUGAAGGCGUACUUGGUCUAGUGGAUCCAUGUGCCACUUUAACUGAUGAUGAAGAUGAUGGGACCACAAUGUCUGCUGCCUUCUCUGUGGUGUCUGAGAGGGAGCCCGAGAGGCCUACAGAGAGCAUGGCUGGGCAGCAGGAAGAGGGUCCCUCAACCUCCACAGCACAGAUUGACACACUACCACUAAAAGAAAUCUACAAAGUGCAUUUAUUAAAAACAGUACAAAAAACAGAAAACGAAAUGGUGCUGCUGGACCGCCAGAUAACUAAAACGGAUCUGGAAAUUGAAUUAUUAAAACACAAGUUAGAGGUGGGUGCAUGGUCAUAGGUGAAUUGUGUUGAUGAUUGUAACAAUUAAAAAGUAAGAAACCAUUUUUUUUUCUUAUUUGUAGGAAAUAAAGAAGACCAAAUACAAAUUUUUUUGUCUUUCUGUUUAUUUUACUGCUGUUGGUGAUGGUGAUCCAAACUGGCUUUAAACACGCACGGCAAUGAAUGAAUCACACCGUGUGUAGCGUAAGAGGGCGGAGACAGAAAGAAACUCGAGGUUCAUUGAAGAAAACCUGGUCCCGACCAGGUUAUGUUCACAGAGUCUGUUGCCAUAGUAACUGACACCGAGGUUAAGUUACCUCUCUCUGUGAAACAGGCUGGAGUUACUCCUCUGUCUCUGGUUUGACUUACCUCCCUUUUUGAAACGGAAAACUCAGAGUUUCCCUCAUUUCAGGGUUAACAUACUCCGAGUUUUCACUUAAGCUGCUUUGUGAAACGGGGCCCUGUUGGUUAUGAGGGCGGGGUGUUGUCGACGUGGGCUUUUGUUGUUCCUUCACGGUCUACGUUCUUUGCACUCGGGGUCUAAAUUUUGGGUAGAGGACAAUGGGGUGGCCGCCCCCAUUGAUCUGCUUCAUGCAGUCACGGUGCGCGAGAGGUUUGCCACCGCUCUGCUUUGCCAUGCUGUUUUCUUGACCUUUCCCCGGUCAGUUAGCGGCCUUGAUGGGGGUGUUUCGCAGUUGAUUGGGUUGUGCGCUGUUGGUUAUGGGGCCCGAUGGGUUUUUGCCGUGGGCUUUUGUUGUUCCUGGAGCAGAUAAAGAAGAGUGGUCAGUACGGGGGUGAACCCAUGACCGUGGCUUUAUUAGCACCACGCUCUGAUCAACUGAGCUAAUCGACCACAGGACACCAUUGCAUCAAAUGUUUCCAGCUAAAAUCGACUAACUCAUCCUUAACAGACCGCAUUCUCCGUGCCAUGCUGUUUUCUUUACCUUUACCUGGUCGGUUGGUUGCCUUGAUGGGGGUGUUUCGCAG